Penicillium alfredii is the source of this 834-nucleotide messenger RNA. RefSeq names its product SDR family NAD(P)-dependent oxidoreductase. Gene Ontology annotation, molecular function: oxidoreductase activity. The coding region runs from base 1 to 834 and encodes 277 amino acids. The record is from RefSeq and is a predicted model, not a curated record. The transcript has 3 exons. NCBI's taxonomy places the organism in Eukaryota, Fungi, Ascomycota, Eurotiomycetes, Eurotiales, Aspergillaceae.
AUGUCUGCGCAAGAUCAUAACGAGAACUUUAAGCUGGAGAAUGUCUUCAGCGUCAGGAAUAGAGUUGCUCUUGUCACCGGCGGCGUCUACAUUACCGGUCGCACCGGCGAGAAACUUGGCCGUGUUGCGGAGCUGUAUUCCAAAGACAUCCCGGGACAGAUUAUUCCCAUUGCUGCCGAUGUCACCUCAAAACAGUCUAUCCAGCGAUUAGUGGAUGAAAUCUCGGCCAAGGAGAGCAAAUUGCACAUCUUGGUCAACAACGCUGGUAUCAGCUCUUCGACUCGGAACACAGAGCUGGAAGAUCCCAAGCAGCUCCAACAAGAGCUAUUCAAGAACGAAGACUCCAUUGAAGAAUGGGAAGAAGUAAUGCGGACAAAUGUGACGCAACUGUUCUUCACAACGACCGCGUUUCUUCCAUUGCUUAACAAGGGCACUGUCGAGGAGCACGGUUGGUCCAGCACGGUCGUGAAUAUCUCCUCGAUUUCUGGUCUUGUCAAGUCCUCUCAGCAUCAUUUCGCGUAUAACUCGAGCAAAGCGGCCGCUGUGCAUCUAACUAAAAUGCUUGCGCACGAGGUGGUCACAUCCAAUCUCAAGAUUCGUGUCAAUAAUAUUGCCCCGGGUGUCUUUCCAUCGGAAAUGACCACCGAGGGUAGCGAUGAAAAACAGAAGAGCAAUAUCCCCAAGGAGAAGUUUGAGGGCAAAGUUCCAGCUGGACGCCCAGGCAAAGACGAAGAUAUGGCCGGGGCCAUUCUCUUUACUACAUCGAACCAGUACCUCAAUGGGCAGACUAUUGUGGUUGAUGGUGGAUAUUUGCUGGCAACUGGCUCUGUCUAG